Messenger RNA from Phaethon lepturus (White-tailed tropicbird), 852 nucleotides. RefSeq names its product sex comb on midleg-like protein 4. The transcript has 5 exons. The annotation marks the transcript as partial. Lineage: Eukaryota; Metazoa; Chordata; Aves; Phaethontiformes; Phaethontidae. The record is from RefSeq and is a predicted model, not a curated record.
CCGGUGCUUUGCCGGUCGUGAAGAUCCCAAAGAAGAGAGGGAGGAAACCCGGGUACAAGCUGAAGUCUCGUGUCCUGAUGACUCCCUUAGCAAUCUCUCCGCCGAGAAGCACACCGGAGCCGGAUAUUAGUUCAAUCCCCCAGGAUGCAGCUACGAUACCCAACUCGGCCACGCCACAGGCUCUCACAGUCUGCAUUUAUGUCAACAAACAAGCGAACCUGGGGCCGUACCUUGACAGAAAAAAAGUGCAGCAGCUCCCAGAGCACUUCGGGCCGGAGAGACCAUCUGCGGCCCUGCAGCAGGCGGUUCAGGCCUGCAUCGACUGCGCGCUCCAGCAAAAGGCGGUCUUCUCGCUCAUCAAGCCGGGCUACGGAGGCGAGAUGGUGUCAGUUUCAGCUUCUUUUGAGGGGAAGCAGCAUCUCCUGAGCCUGUUGGUAGUGAACAGCAUCGGGUAUGUCCUGCGUUUCCUGAAGAAGCUCUGUCGCAGCCUCUUGUGUGACAAUCUCUUCAGCAACCAGCCUUUCCAGCAGUACAACGCCGUGCCGGAAAGCCCAGAGGCGUAUGAAAACAGACGGAUGGAGGCAGAAACAGUCAUACCUGAGGACUACCUGGCUGAUCCUGCAAACAUGAAGCGGUACAGUGUGGAUCCUGCUGAUUCUGCCUUCGGUUGCAUGGGCUCCGUGUAUGGCAUGCGGCAGAGUCCUACAGCCGGACAUCCUGCUGGAGGCUCCUCUUCCUCCUGUAGCCACCGUCCUGCUCAGAUGUCUUCAGGGGGGUCCUCGUCUACUGGCCUGCAGCAUCAGACCUCCAGCCCAACAAGGAACAGGACCUAUCUUGAAGGAAACAGAAGUG